AUGGCGGCGUUCGUGCUGGAGGCGUUUCCCGGGCGCACGCUGCACGUGCUGCUCUUCCGCGAUGUUGUCAACUCCGCGUACGUCCUCCCGCGCCUCCCCCUCGCUUCCCCCCGCGCCGUCCCCUCGCACCCUCCCGCGCAGUCCCCUCCCACUCUCCCGCUCUCGCGUCCCCCUCUCCCGCCGUUGCCCGCGACCCCGCGAGUGAGCACGCCCAUUCGUGGUUACCGCGGUCGCUGCUCCUGCGUCAGCUGCUGGACUGGGCACUGCAGUGGGAGGCGAGUGUUGACGCACGUACACCACCCCCACCCCAUCCCUGCGCUCGCUCCUUCCCUGCCGGCGCACCCUCCAUUGGCCUCCACCUCCCCUACCCCCGUCCCCUCCCCUACCCCCGUCCCCUCCACUACCCCCGUCCCCUCCCCUACCCCCGUCCCCUCCCCUACCCCCGUCCCCGUCCCCUACCCCCCCCCUCCCCUCCCCUACCCCCGUCCCCUCCCCUACCCCCGUCCCCUCCCCUACCCCCCGUCCCCUCCCCUACCCCCCGUCCCCUCCCCUACCCCGUCCCCUCCCCUACCCCCGUCCCCUCCCCUACCCCCGUCCCCUCCCCCUACCCCCGUCCCCUCCCCUAACCCCCGUCCCCUCCCCUACCCCCGUCCCCUCCCCUACCCCCGUCCCCUCCCCUACCCCCGUCCCCUCCCCUACCCCCGUCCCCUCCCCUACCCCCGUCCCCUCCCCUACCCCCGUCCCCUCCCCUACCCCCGUCCCCUCCCCUACCCCCGUCCCCUCCCCUACCCCCGUCCCCUCCCCUACCCCCGUCCCCUCCCCUACCCCCGUCCCCUCCCCUACCCCCGUCCCCUCCCCUCCCCUACCCCCGUCCCCUCCCCCUACCCCCGUCCCCUCCCCUACCCCCGUCCCCUCCCCUACCCCCGUCCCCUCCCCUACCCCCGUCCCCUCCCCUACCCCCGUCCCCUCCCCUACCCCCGUCCCCUCCCCUACCCCCGUCCCCUCCCCUACCCCCUCCCCUCCCCUACCCCCGUCCCCUCCCCUACCCCCGUCCCCUCCCCUACCCCCGUCCCCUCCCCUACCCCCGUCCCCUCCCCUACCCCCGUCACAGCUGGCAUCACAGCUGGCAUCACAGCUGGCAUCACAGCUGGCAUCACAGCUGGCAUCACAGCUGGCAUCACAGCUGGCAUCACAGCUGGCAUCACAGCUGGCAUCACAGCUGGCAUCACAGCUGGCAUCACAGCUGGCAUCACAGCUGGCAUCACAGCUGGCAUCACAGCUGGCAUCACAGCUGGCAUCACAGCUGGCAUCACAGCUGGCAUCACAGCUGGCAUCACAGCUGGCAUCACAGCUGGCAUCACAGCUGGCAUCACAGCUGGCAUCACAGCUGGCAUCACAGCUGGCAUCACAGCUGGCAUCAUACAAGUGCAUCUGUCUCUGCCCGCCCCCGUCUCCUCACUCCCCGCUCUUCGUUUUCAUCUCCCUCAUCCCUCCCCCUCCGUGCAGCUGGCGGCAGUGAGGGCGCUGGUGAAGGGCACAGAGGUGGACCUGGCACAGCUUUCCACGUCAGCCUCUCAGGCUGAUGUCAUCAAGCACUUCAAGAUGGCGGCGCCUGAGUUGGCAGUGUGGUCGCUGGAAGAUGCCAUUGCGGCCCGCAUUGCCGUGCGCGACAGCUGCUGA
This is a messenger RNA of Closterium sp. Yama58-4, 1680 nucleotides long. The record is from the annotation of a GenBank genome assembly. Lineage: Eukaryota; Viridiplantae; Streptophyta; Zygnematophyceae; Desmidiales; Closteriaceae.